This is a messenger RNA of Polypterus senegalus (gray bichir), 624 nucleotides long. Its product is annotated as CENPB DNA-binding domain-containing protein 1-like. Gene Ontology annotation, molecular function: DNA binding. The coding region runs from base 1 to 624 and encodes 207 amino acids. Gene Ontology annotation, cellular component: nucleus. Lineage: Eukaryota; Metazoa; Chordata; Cladistia; Polypteriformes; Polypteridae. The record is from RefSeq and is a predicted model, not a curated record. The transcript has a single exon.
AUGUCUACCAAGAGGAAACUGUCUCUGUCCACUCCUCAGCCUGCCAAAAAGGAAAGAAAGGCCAUUGAUCUAGACACCAAAAUGAUGAUAAUAAAACAGUAUGAAGGAGGAAAGAAAGUGAAUGCGAUCGCGUGUGAUAUGAAGUUAUCACACUCUACUGUGUCGACUAUUUUAAAGGACAGAAAUAGAAUUCGUGAAGCUGUGAAAGGUUCUGCACCUUUGCGAUCAACAGUGAUUACGAAGCAACGUACCGGGCCCAUCCAUGAAGUGGAGAAAUUGUUAAACAUUUGGAUGGAAGAUCAGAUUCAACAGCAGACGCCGUUAAGCCUCUUUACAAUACAGUCGAAGGCUAGAAGUCUGUUUGAGACUUUAAAGGAAUGUGCCGGAGAAGACUACAGUCAAGAAUUUGUGGCAAGUACUGGUUGGUUUAAGAGGUUUAAGAAAAUAUUCCAGUUGCAUAAUGUUCGAGUGACUGGAGAAGCAGCGAGUGCAGAUGAGGAAGGAGCUAGUAAGUUUGUCGAUAGUUUUGAUGAAAUAAUUAAGAAUGAGGGUUAUCUCGCAGAGCAGAGGGUUCAAGCUGAAGCCCUUCCUAAUUUAUCAUUCCGAAAAUCCAGGUGCAUUUAA